Messenger RNA from Notolabrus celidotus (New Zealand spotty), 1417 nucleotides. RefSeq lists its product as uncharacterized. The transcript is spliced from 3 exons. The record is from RefSeq and is a predicted model, not a curated record. The coding region runs from base 95 to 820 and encodes 241 amino acids. NCBI's taxonomy places the organism in Eukaryota, Metazoa, Chordata, Actinopteri, Labriformes, Labridae.
CGUAUUGAUUGCAUUAGUCUGUCGAUGCUAAAUCAAUUAGCAGAAAGCUAGCGAUAAAACAGCCUUCUCGAGACACGACACUCCAAUAAUUAAAAUGCAUCCGUCGAUUAUUGAAGGAGACCAGGGGUUGGAGUACACAAGUGUGUCACCAUCCCACUUUGGCUGUCCCCUCUGCCCCAGCUUCACCACACGGAGUGCAGGAGUCAUCAAGAGGCACCUGGAAGCUCAUGUGACAAAUGCAGUGCAUUUCAUGGAAAUGAUGAUCUGCAGAUGCAAUCUCCACUGCAGAGAUGGAAGCCAUUUUCACUGCCCAUUUUGUUUAACCACAAUCAUCCGCAAAGACUCCAUAACAACACACCUCAAGGAGUGCCAAAAUAAGUCUGAAGUAUCGGUUCCACCCUCUCAACCGCCCUCACCAGAGGCCCACCCUCCUGCGGAUUUUACAACAUCUAUUGUGGCAGCUGUGAAAACGGACCACUCCUACAUUGAAACGUCCCCGAAGACCCCUGCACCUGCUCCAGAUGAGCCAGAUGUGGGUCAGUCACCGCCGGCUACUGCUUCAGAGGAGCCCAUUGCUUCAGAGCCCAUUGCUUCAGAGGAGCCCAUUGCCCCAACCCACAUUAAGUGCCCGUACUGCCCAGUUGUCCUCUUUAAGAGGAAUUUGGUUAUACAUGUUCAACGAAAACAUGAUAAAGAAAAAGACAUCACGGAACAGUCACACUUGCAAAGCACAUUGGUUGACCAAUCUAACGGCCUGUACGCCGUUCGAAAAACGGCAAAAGGAUUCAGUGUUCCUGUGCACGUUCAGCGCAAGACAUGACAAAGCAGAGAGAGUGAUGGCCAGGGGGACCAUCUUUUGAGCCCUGCCACCACUAACUACUACCACCUACCCCCAAGACCAUGAUCGCCAGUGGGAGCCUGCCCCCAUUCCCAUACUCUAUGUUACAUGAUUGACAGGGUUAGGGUUAGACAUCAACAUCAAGACAGGAUAGCUGAAAAACAUCUCCCUUGUGUGGUCAUUAAGUAAGGGACAAUGUAUGGUUAGCAGGUUGUUGUGAGAAAAAGAAUUGCAUCGCGUCGGUGUCUUGUCUCACCACAACCCAGAGUUGUUGGGGUUUUUUUUAAAGUUAUAUUUUUUUGGCUCCACACCUCCAUUGAUAGAGGAGAGGACAGCGGACAGUGCAGGAAACUAGGAGAGAGUGGGGGAAUGACAUGCGGGAAAGAGGCCGCAGGCUGGACUCGAACCCGGGCCACAUGGGCGCGCCACCCAACCACCAGGCCAGGUGGGUUUGAGGGUUUGAGCAUCGGGUCUCAAAAAACAAAGGCAAAGCCAAUUCAAGAUAUUUUGGUUUGUGUGUAAUAGUGGGAGAGACAGUGUGUGAUAGAGAGAGUGAGUGAGUGAGAGAGAUCCCGCUGU